UCCCAAAACUGGAAACUCAUUCAGUCCCUUCUGAAUGGAGUGUCUUUAACGUUGAGAGUGGAGGACUUAACUUUCAGCACGCAAACUAUGAGAGCCAUGCAUUCGGUCCUGGUCGGUGCCUUCCUGACCCUGCUGCUCUGCCUCCCCAGUCCCGGUCACGGAGAAUCCUACUUUGGGGACAGCUACUGCAGUUUACAAGCCUUCCAAGAUGUCUCCACCUUCCACCUGUCACUACAGAUCAAGACGAGUCGGCGAAGUGGGCUGCUGCUGCUGGCUGCAGGAAUGGAGGACUACCUGUUUCUUGAGCUCCAGAAUGGGAAAAUACAGGCUCGGAUGAACAUGGGGGCUGGCGAGGUUACACUGACUUCCUCCCAAGGAGUACAGCUGAACAACCUCCUGGACCACAAAGUCUCACUCACGCUGCAAGACGGCAAACUCACCAUGACGAUUGAUGAGCUCUUCCCGACAUAUGUUCCCGUGGAUGACGACAGCGAACAGCUCAACAUAGACCUGGGCAUUUGGCUCGGAGGAACAGGAGACUUGGAUGCCUCAUACCUCAGCAACUACAUUCCCCCUUUCCGCGGCUGCAUUUCUCAGGUCAAAUUUGAGUCCCACCAGUUUGAUAUUCUGGGCAUGGCGUUUAAACAAUGCCACGACACGAAGGAAUCCUGCAGCAGUGAGUUUGAGGCUGGUGAUGGGGAGGCAACUAGUUUCAGCACUCCUGACUCCUUUGUGUCCUACCCCACCUGGAGCGGGGCUAGCGGCGCUCCAAGGGUCUUGGAAAUCCUAAUGAAAACCACCAUAGAGGAUGCGUUACUGGCUUUCCACCCUGGCCGAGAUUCAGACUUUAUUGCUGUUGGUGUUGUGAAAGGCUAUCUCAAAGGUAUGCUGGACCUCGGGAAUGGCUUGGCGGUACUGGACAAUACCCAGGUGCAACUGGAUGAUGAUCAGUGGCAUAGAGUUAAGGUCCAAGUCAGUCAGGAUUCUUUUGUCCUUAAUGUAGACAGCCAGUCUUCCUCCCUCCCUCUUGACUCGUCACAAAAUCUGGACUUGGUUGGAAACUUGUAUUUAGGAGGCAUCCAGGGAAAGAUGAAGGAAGUCUUUCGUGAGAGCGGCUCCUUAAGUCGUGCAGAGGAGGAAAUGACAGCCGAAUCCUUCAUCGGUUGUUUGGGGGAAAUCAAAGUAAAUCAGAAGGAUCGAAGCCUGCAGGACGCUUUGGUGACCAAAGAUGUUCAUGUUAAAUGUGAAGGAGAGGACUACGACUACUCAAGUUACUAUGACACCGACGCAACCACGACUUCUCCACCUGUUCGCAUCCGAUAUGUCGACAUGGAUGUCAGCGAUCAGCAUUGCUACCCAACAGACGACACGCCAGAGAUGUUCAAAAAUGUCACGAAACUUCUCGAUGUCGCCCCGUUGCUCGUGCCUGAAGGUGGGGAAGCUUUACUUUCUGUCAACAACCUAAGUCCUACGUUUGACCUCAGUGCUGCAGGAGUGCGUCAGUCUCAGAUAAUCUUCACUCUCCAGAAUGACCCCUGGUAUGGCUUGGUUGAUGUGAACACUAACACAAGACGCACACAAAAGUUCACUCUUCUUGAUCUUGUCAAUGACAAAAUCAAGUAUAUGCAUGAUGGAAAUGAAAGGCAUGCAGAUCAAAUCCAGCUGCAGGUGGUUGCUGAAAGUAACGGUUACCUUCCAGAGUGUUUAAAAACUCCUCAGGACUACGUCCUCCCGGUUGAAAUCCUUCCCGUCAAUGACAUACCACAACUUGGUGGAGGAGAAAUCACCAUAACAGAAAACGGCAGAACUCGUUUGAGUCCCAGCCUUAUAAAAAUCACGGAUUCUGACACCCGCUGUGAUGAAUUAGUAAUAACUGUAACCUCAGAGCCUUCCAUGGAAGUUGGUUACUUAGAAAACGGUCAGCGGCCAGGAAGGAGCAUCUCAGAGUUCACCUGCAGGGAAUUGAAAGAUGGAAAUAUCUAUUUCAUACACAGAGGGGGUAGUGCUGCUGGAAUUACCUUGGAGGUGUCUGACGGAGAGUCAGUAAGCCAUUCCACUACUUUUAAGUUAUCUGUGGCACAGCCACAUAUGACUGUUGUCACCAACACUGGCCUUCUCUUGUCUCAAGGAAGCAACGCGUCCAUUGGUGUUCAAAACCUGGCUGUCAUCGCUCAUCCUCGCAAUGGAGAUAUCAUGUAUAACAUCACACAACCUUUGACAUUUGGAGAACUACAGAUAAUGACAAGCGAUGGAAUGUACAAGCAGGUUACAACUUUCCAUCAAUUCGAUCUGGAUCAAGACCGCCUCAGAUACAUCAGCACAGACUCGACUGACCAAGAAGACGUUGUGAGCGAGCGGAUUCAGUUCGACGUCCACUUGGGGCAGUUCUCCCUCUGGAACAACACCUUCUUGGUCAAGAUCGUCCCCGCACAAGUGAAAGUUUCCAACCUGGUCCCACUGGAGAUGGAGGCAGGCGAAGAGCAAACAAUCGGACUCGCAGAGCUUCAAGCCGAAGUAAGAGGGAAAAACACAGAUCCACAAACUGUAAAAUACGUCCUUGUCAAGCCUCCAACACUCGGUAGUCUCCAGUUGUCAGACAGAGCGUUGGCUGAGGGGGACUUCUUCACACAGAAGGACAUUUUGGACAGUGCUGUUAGCUACAGAUCACGUGUGCAAAGAGCAGUGGAUAGUAUAGACCAGUUCCAGUUCAGAGUGCUUGCUGACGAUCAGUACUCCCCUCUGUACACCUUCCCAAUUACCAUCCUCGCCAAUGCAGAUGCUCCUGUUUUGACCAACGAGAGGCUGGUGGUCUUGCAGGGCGGUGAGGAUGCUCUGAACAAACACUACCUUUGGAUGCAUUCUCCAGGUUCUACAGAUUUUGUGUACCGAGUCACACAGGAGCCAAAGUAUGGACGACUGAUAAGGGACUCCCCAUCCGGGCAGCCUAGAUUUGAGGGGGCAAUAAGAGUAUUCAGCAAUGAAGACCUCCAGUUUGAAAGGCUCAUUUACAAGCACGAUGGCUCCAAGACAAGCAGCGACGAGUUCCAUUUUUCAGCAUACGAUCAAGGAGCAGAAAACUCAAACAAUGAGGAAACGGUGAACGGCAUUUUCAGAAUAUCCAUCCAGUCCAAGAACGAGCAUGCUCCUAUGAGGGUUGUGGACAAAGAGCUCAAUAUAGUCCGCCACGGCCAGCGUCUGCUAACAACUGAUGUCAUCCAGUAUAAGGACGACGACACAGGUUUCAACGACACCCAAAUUGUCUUUGCUCGCGAGGGAAUCCUCUCAGGCAACAUCGUCUCUACAUCUAAUCCCUCGCAGCCCCUUUUCCGUUUCACGCAAGCCGACCUGCGAGAUAAGAAGAUCCUCUUCAUUCACCACGGAGCAGACCGGGAGCGCUUCUCGCUGCAGGUGUCAGACGGCUUCCACAAGACCACCGCGCUGCUUGACAUCCAGGCAGGCGAGCCCUACCUGCGAGUAGUAAACAACACGAUCAUUGUCAUCGACCACGGAAGCACCAAGACCCUUAACACCACCCUGCUGAGCGCCGACUCCAACAUGGACAUCAGAGACGACAGCGAGAUCAAGUUCGAGGUCACAUCGGCGCCCAGCGAUGGCAGGAUUAUUGUGAGCGGGAUCGAGGCUUCAGAGUUCACCCAGGAGGACCUGAAAAAAGGCGUUGUCUCGUAUGAGCACAAUUAUGAAAGUCUGAGGUCCAAGGACUCCUUCAGCUUCACCGCCCAAGCAAGAGGACAUUCUGAAGAGGGCACAUUCAGGAUUAAAAUAUUCAAGCAAGGUUACCUCUCUGAGCCGGAGGUGGUCACCAAUGAGGUCAUCAUUUCCUAUGACGGAGAGCACACCAUAAUCAAUUCAGAUAAUCUCAAGGUGGAUCAAGCUGAUAUUCUUCCCACAGAAAUGGUGUUCACCAUUAAAGCGCCUCCUCGCCUCGGCCACGUGGUCAAGAUGACAAACAGCUCGGACAGCACCGCCUCACCCGACCUCGACUACAUUCACUCCUUCUCUCAAGAGGACAUUGAUCAGGGACGCAUUCUCUAUGUGUCUGCAUCCCUCCAGGGCAAUGACGCCUUCACCGUUGAUGUCAGUAACGGUUUUACCUCGGUGGAGGACCUGCACGUCUCUGUGAACAUCGUGCCCCGGCUCAUCCCCCUCAUUACCUUCAACUUCACAGUGAAGGAAGGCCUCAGCAGGGUGAUCAACGCAGAGAUUGUCAACAUCUCGCAUCCCUUCUACAGCUCGGCAAACAUCGACUUUGUUGUGGAGGAGCCACCGCAGCAUGGGGACAUCCGUUACCUGGAUGGAGACGAACUUCCGUACUUCACAUGGGAAGAGUUGAAACUUGGACACGUCUACUACAUGCAUGACAGCACCGAGAGCACCGAGGACAGUUUUACACUCUCUGCCUCGGCUUAUGAGAUUGAGCGGCGGAGCCUCCCUGUCACCAUCUCGGUGACUGUCAUACCAGUCAACGAUGAGCCGCCAAAACUGACACGUAACACGGGACUGGAGGUUCUUGCUGGAGAGGAAGCCGAUAUCACCUCCAGCAUGCUGAACACAGAUGAUGCCGAUACCCCUGCAGAGCAGUUGGUUUACCACGUCGAGAACCCGACCAGUGGGAUGGUGGCGUUGAAAGAGGCGCCCGAGGGGGGCGUCCUAAAUUUCACGCAGGCUCACAUCAACAAAGGGGAGGUCAUCUUCAUUCACGAGGGUGAGGAGUCUGGUGGUUUCAGUUUCACAGUGACAGACGGAGAGCACACGUCGCCUCUCUACCAAUUUGUUGUCACAGCCAGGCCUCUCACCAUCACCAUGGUAACGCAGGAAGAGCUCAUGGUGUUUCCAGGAACAAGACAGUCUAUCACCAGUGCCAAUCUGGGGGCUAUGACUAAUGAGGAUGGAAAUGAGAUAAGCUACUCUCUAAUCCGCCCACCUCGUUUGGGGAGACUCAUCCUGGCCAAUGACAGGAACCAGUAUGAGGAAAUUACCCGCUUCUCACAAACACAGCUGGAGUCCGGAGCGGUCUACUAUGAGCACCAGAUACCUGAGGAUCCUUUCUGGGUGGUGAGGGACUCCAUAGAUCUUACGCUGUCGUCCCAACCAGCCCCAGAUGUCCGUCACAUCCUGCCCAUCACCAUCUCUUACUAUGCUGCUCACAGCAACAUCUCCUCACAGCUGUGGAAGAACAAAGGUUUGGAAAUUGUGCAAGGCCAGAGGAAAGCCUUUGAUGAUUCAAUUCUUGACGCCUCCAACCUUCUUGCUAUCCUACCUGAAGAUAAGCGAGGCGAUGUCGAUGUGGUUUUUGAGAUGAAGCGUUUCCCUGACCACGGUCGUAUCACCCUUGGUGGUCAGGACCUUCCCCGUAAUGCCCCAUCCUUCAUGCAGGAAGAUGUAACUCAAGGAAAGCUGGAGUAUCUCCAUGAUGACUCAGGGGCUUCCUUUGACAGCUUCUCUUUCAGAGCCCGUCUAAAGUCUGAGGGUCAGAGUGUGGCCUCACCUGCCGAAGCCGUGGUCCUGGAGGAGGUAUUUAAUGUGUCAAUCAAACGGCGGGGCUCUGACACCCCCGAACUAGUCACUAUAGACAUGCUCUUGGAGGUUCUUCAAAGCUCUGUGACCAUUUUGACCCAGAAGCAUCUGAACACUCAGGACGAGGACAGUCCGCCAGAUGAGGUGCACUUCAAAGUGACCAAAGCCCCUAGCAACGGUCGCCUGGUUGACCUUACCACAAUGGACCCCAUCUCUGAGUUCACACAGGAGAUGGUCAAUCGUGGGCAGGUUGGCUUCGUCAGCUAUGGCAGCCUCGCCGAUGGCUCUAUGGAAUUCAUUGUGUCAGACGGAGAACACCAAACGGAGCCGCACACGCUCCACAUCGGCGUCCUCGCUCACACCCUGAUUCUUGACAAAGCCCCUGAGAUCAAGGUGAAGCAAGGCGAUGAUGAGACCCUGGUGACUGAGGAGAUGUUGAAGGCCACUACCGGGGGCCCUGUUGAGGAAGACAUCCUUUACAAGAUCACAAGCGUACCCAAGUAUGCAGCUGUCAUGGUAGACCGGCAGCCUACAUCCGCCUUCACCCAGAAACAGAUCAAAGAAGGCCGAGUCAGUGUCCGCUUUGUUAAGUCCACUUCCCCUCGAGACAGUGUUGCGUUUGUAGCCCGUAGCAGGGCUGCUAAUGUCUCCUCUGUCCUCAACAUCACGGUCCAGCCUCUGGCCAACAUCGCUCAGGAUCCUCUCUUACCUCAAGGUGCUCUUGUUCAACUGGACAGGAAGCUCCUGGAUGCAACUCCCCUGGCAAACAAGACCAGAACCUCCCCUACUUUCACUGUCAUCCAACAGCCCCGGGGGGCUCGUUUUGUGAGGUCUGGAGGUCCCGGUGCAGGUCAGCCGGUGGACACAUUCAGCCAGAAGGAGCUGGAUGAGGGCCGUGUAGCUAUGGAAAUCCUAAAUGGCGCCUCUGGAUCACGAGGUGGUGUCAGUCAGGAUGAGGCCCGCUUCCUGCUCAAAGCCCAUGGGGUUCCUCCUGCAGAAUGUGUGCUUUCCUUCCAGACGGGCCCCUACAAUGCCUCUGGGGUUUACCCUGUCACUCUGUUGAGGAUUCCCUCAGAAGCAUCGAAGGACAGCAAUGCCCUCCCUGGGGCUGGGUCCCCUCGUUCCACUCCAGCUAGCCCCCCCUGGGGGGGCAACACUGACUGGCCCAACGGAGAUGCCCCCACCACAACAUCUUCUGGCACUAGCUCCCACGGGAAACCAUAUGUUUCCCGGCGCAGCAACUUCUGGUCUAUUCUCAUUCCGAUCCUGGUAAUCCUUCUCCUCGUGCUGCUGGCGGCCAUCUUGGCCUACUACCUGAUCCGUAAAAACAAGACAGGCAAGCACGACGUCCAGACGGCAGCAAUCAAGCCCAAAAACGGAGAGGUGGCAAGCGCAGAAACCUUUCGCAAAACUGACCCGGCCAAUAACAUCCCCAUGUCCAACAUGGACGGCAAAGACGCAGAUCCGGAGUUGUUGCAGCACUGUCGGACAACGAACCCGGCCUUGAAAAAGAACCAGUACUGGGUCUGAGACACUUUGAGAUAAGACACAGAGGGAGGUGAUCCUCAAGUGUUUGGAAGUCUCCUCAAAUCAUUCCUCUCAGUAUUAAAGACCUCUUGCCACACCAGUUUAAAUGAAAAUUAUUUUUUGGUUAUUUACUUAUCUCAACAUAACUGUGGACAAAUUCUCAGGCAAUGAAACACUGAAUACUUAUUGGCAAAGAAAGAGGCAGUUUCUUAUCAAAGGAGGCUCAGGCCAUGUCUAUUUAUUUUAGUUUUAUCAUUCCUCUUUGUCAAAGGGCACAAAUGAAGACAUAAACAUGCCAUGUGUUUGCAAAAAGUAUCUUGGGUGUGCUCUGUCAUUGUAUUCCAUAUGAUAUCAUAGGCCAAUAUUAUUCAUUUGAGUGGAUAGGUGAUUUCAAGUCUUUGUGGUGGUUCGAUUUUAGUUUUUGGUUCAUCAGGAAAGUUGAUAAGCCUUGUACAUAGAUGAAGAGGUAAAUGUAUGCUGUAUUAUCGAGAAGAUGCCUCUUUGUGUUUUCUCUUUUAUAUUUCAAUGUUUUUAAGGUACCGUUGUAUUAUGUUUCUCAGGGCUAAAUUCAGUUUAAAGGAAUAGUACAACAUUUUGGAAAAUAUGUGAAUUCACUUUUUUUCUCCGAGAGUUAGAUUAUAAGAUUGAUAACACUCUAAUAUUUGUCUGUUAAACAUGAAAAUCUAAUGAAAAAGGGGGACCAGCUAGGCUGUUUUGAUCCAAAGGUAAAAAAAAAUAUCCACUUACCAGCGCCUCGAAAGCCAGCCCGUUCUCCCUCCCAAUUCAUCAAAUAUGGCAGCUUGGUCAGUGGCCCUACGCAUGCUAGAACACUCUACAUGGUCGUAGUUAUGGCAAGAAAGGAGGAAGUCAGGUUACGUUGUAUGAAGGGUGAUCAAUUCCACCAGAGGUGGCAGUCGCGGGGCGAUGGAUGGGUUAAACAAACACAGGACUUUCGCAACAUUACUACGUCGCAUACGUAACAUAGCCUACUUAAUAAUGUAAAAAACAUACUUAUUUUAACCCAAACCACGAUCUCUGAAGUUGUUUCCUGUGAAAAUGGAAGUUUAUUUUGAAAAGUGUGCAUGCAUGUAAUGAGGGGAAAUUAACUCAUGAAAACUGAUGCUAGAGGGGUACUUAGAGUGUCAUAGUUUGACGCGUAUGACCACUGACCAAGCUGCUGUUUGACGAGUUGGGAGUGUGAACGUGUUGCUAAAGCUCACUAGUCAACAUGUUAUAUCUCUUUUGUAUAAUCCGCACAAAAACGACAAUGUAAAAACAAGGAGUUGUGGUUUUAUGGGGGGUUAUGUUUGACUGGACGCAGUGACUUCCUGAACCUGGCUUGCUGAAACAAGCUAGCUGUUUCCCCUGUCUCCAAUUAUGCUAUGCUAAGCUAACUAUCUCCUGGCUUCAUAUUUAAGAGACAGAUAUGAGACUGGUAUCUAUCUUCUCAUCUAACUCUCGGCAAGAGAAUAAAUAAUCUUAGUUCCCAAAAUGUCAAACUAUUACUUUAAUGUCAUCACACGAUAACAUUUCAGUAGUUUUACUUUUGUGUGUAAAGAAGAUGGUUUAAUACUAAAAAACUUUAAAAUGAAAAACUUGUUGCGACAAGUUGCACAGGUUUGAUUGAAUUUAGCUCAGAGUUAUGUCAUCAUCUGUCAUAUGUUAUUAUUUCUGCAUGCUUCCAAAGUGCUUGUAAAUAUUCACUGGACUGGCACAGCACUGACCGCAAAACUACGCAGUACAGUUUGUAGACCACAGGCAGGAGGUAUUUUGGUAGUACUGGUCUUCAACACAUCCGUAUUGGCUGACAGGAAGAAGUGAGGUCAUCUGAAACUGGGAUGUUUCCAGUUUCCAAGUCUGCAAUUAAGAAAUCAUAAAAACUGGUUGGUGCUGGGAUGGGGAUAAUGAAUAAAAUGCUCCACUGUUUAGGUUUCAUUGAUGAAGAAAAUGAAUACUUUUGUUUUUCAGUUUUCACAGCUAUUUUUGAUUUUAAGCAUUCCAUAUCUAAGCUAAAUAUACAGACUGUCAUAUAUUGAAAUCAUGAGGUUCUUUUUAUUCUUUAGAGUUGUUUUGUAUGUUGAAACUAAGAAGAGGUUUACUGUAAAUCUGACUCUUUUUGUUCCUCUUUGGACGUCUUUAUUAUCACUCUGACCUGUGACAGUUAUCUUGUUGUUGAAUGAAGUACUUAGGUAAAGUAGAAAGUGUACAAUGAGGUUUUCUUUUUGAUCCACUAAAGAAGAGAAAGACUCAACAAUUUUCUUUUUCUAAAAAGUGUUUGACUAUUGCUGUAUAUUUCUUUUCUCAAACCGUAUACCGAUGACACCUUAUUCUUUGUUAGUCAUGAGGUGUCGUCGGUAUCCACUAAAGAAAAGAAAGACAACUAUUUUUUUUUCUAAAAAGUGUUUGACUAUUUGCUGUACAUUUCUUUUCUCAAACUAUAUACCGAUGACACCUUAUUCUUUGUUAGUCAUAUACUGAAUAUACAAUAAUUUCUUUGCGGUAUUAAUCGUCUAUUGAUCUUAUAUUUUUGUAGUUUUUUGAGAGCUAGAAAUGUGGGUAUAGAUUGUACAGACAGCACAGAACUCAGGUAGUGAUGUGUUUCAGGAGACUGUUUAUUUCCAGUGACAUCUCUUACAGAUUCUCCUUCGGGACAUCACAUCCACAUCUUACCAGUUUUAUGUGUAAAUAUUUGGUUUUUGAGUAAGGCUUUUGGGCUUUAUUAACGUCUCAAAAUAUAUAUAUCAUGUUUUGCGUCAAAGGUAUAUGUACAUGUAACUACAUUUAAUUAGAUUGAUCAACUACAAAUUAUGCCUGUGUGUCUGUUUGUGUGUCUCUUUGUGUGUGUUUGUGCAGGUGUCCAUCACUCCACUCUGUCACUCUUCUGUUUUCUUCUUACCGAAGGCUGAGUUCAUGGCAGAGUUUCAUCAUCACCCCUCUUUUUUCCUUAUUUAUUAUUUCUGUCACUCCCCAUACAUCAAGUUAAGUGCUUUGUCAGAGAUUAAACUGUAAUCUGUAAACUGCAGGUGCCUUUAAAAAUAAUGAUAAUACAAAGUGAUGUUUAGAUUCUGGAACAAGAGAAAUGUCUAUUGCUGCAGAAUGCCUCUGAGUUUGUUCUCGGCACUAAUGGAAAUAAAAAACGUUCAUGCAACAAACCCUG
This is a messenger RNA of Sebastes umbrosus (honeycomb rockfish), 10219 nucleotides long. RefSeq names its product chondroitin sulfate proteoglycan 4 (gene cspg4). Lineage: Eukaryota; Metazoa; Chordata; Actinopteri; Perciformes; Sebastidae. The record is from RefSeq and is a predicted model, not a curated record. The transcript has 11 exons. The coding region runs from base 88 to 7065 and encodes 2325 amino acids.